CCACGAUAAAAUAAGGCAUCAUUCACGGUAGCUAUAGGUUACAAGUUAGGACCACCAAGAAACAUUAUGAGCAAACGGCGGCGGUUUACAAGUUACAACAAAUAUAUUCACUGAAUAUCGGAGAUUGAACGUUAUGUCUCAUAGCUACUACAACAAGCAGUGGGCGGAGGCCCAGCGGGCCCUGGUGGACAUCAUACAGCAGGAGACGCCGGCAGAACCCCCACUCCCCGACACGGACCGGUAUGCAGUGUUCCAGAUGCUUGCCACCCUGUAUGUCAAGUACAUCCAGAUCUUCCGCGCCCUGGAGCAGGCCUAUGACCAGAUCGUGCACCCUCAGAAGCGGCGCGUGCUGCGUCACGUGCUGGACGGGGUCAUGGGUCGGGUCCUCGAGCUGAAGCAUGAGAUGAUGAACCUGGAGUGUUCCGAGUACCAUUACUUUGACGAUGUCCUGGCGGAUCUGAAACUCACCCCUAGCGACGUGGAGAUCCCAGUGCCUCGCUAUUUCGUCAUGGAGCGCCUGAAGCCAUUGAGGGAACGGGAGAAGGUGCUGGGUCAGAUUCUGGCAAAGAUGGGACCAAAAGACAUGCACAAGGACACGGGAGGUCCCCGGAUGUCACUGGAGGACGCUGUACGUCUGAUCCAGAUCCACGAGCGCGCGAGACAGGGUCGUCUGCGUGCGGAGAUCAUGCUGAGAAUAACGGAGAACUCCAGGAGAAGCCGGAAGCAACCUCCCACAUUGCACCCGGAUGUGGCGGCAACGACCAUUCAGAAGGUGUGGAAGGGGUUUUCCCAGCGGCGACGAACACGGCGGGACAGGGAAGAGGAAAUGACGUUUCUAGGCAUGGCUGCACCCUCUACCCAGGUGAUCCUAAAGAACACGCCCAUGUCGCUGGCCCUGAGGACGGAGGAGACGAGGCGGCGCGUGCAGGAGCGUCACGAGAUGGAGUACCAGCAGGCCCUGGAGGUGAUCCGUGACAAGAUCCAGGAGACCCAGGGACCCGACAUCAAGGAGACUCUGAUGGACCAGAUCAGACAGUGGUUCAUCGAGUGCAGAGACACCACGGGAAAGUUCCCGGAAUAUCCAGAAGAGGAUGACGGGGGUUCAGCCGCCAUCUUUAAGAUGAAGACACCGGAAGAACUAGAAGAUGAACUCAAGGAGAAGGAAGAAGCCAAGGAUGGAAAGAAGAGCAAAAAGGGAAAGAAGAAGAAAGAAAAGAAAGGAAAAAAGGGAAAGAAAGGGAAGAAAAAGAAGGACGACGAUGAUGAGGAAGAAGAGGAAGGGUGGAAGAUGACACCGUCGAGUUUUGUCCCAGCUGUGUGUGAAGGAUCCGACGCUUAUACAGGCGUCUGGCAGCGGCGCGACGAGAGCGGCAACUACUCCCAGCAGUACGACACGGAGUUAGUGAGGGAGGAGAAACGCAAGGAAGUGGAGGAGGAGGUCAGGGUUCAGGUGGAUGAACUGAUGCGGGCCGAGCUGAAGAACCUCAAGAUGGCAGUGGACAGAGACAAAGGAAAGAAGAAGGGGAAGAAGAAAGGAAAAAAGAAGGGGAAGAAAAAGAAAAAGGGGAAGAAAGGAAAAAAGAAGGACAAAGAUCUGACACCAGACAGGACCACGGAGGACCUGUACGAGGAGCUGGUGACCCAGGGCAUCAUCAUCCGCACCCCACAGAUCAAACUGGCCGACUUUGAAGGAGACUACAGCUAUCUGGGGACGACUCUACGUGACGCGGGAGUCGAACCCAUGCCUUCCCUCAGUGACGUCCGACGGCUGGUCACAGAGCUCGGAAUACUGCCGUUAGGCUCAGCAGCUGUGCACGAAAAGGCCCCCCUCACCAAGUCAAUCCUGCUGACCGGACCUCGUGGGACAGGCAAGCGGAUGUUGGUCCACGCCAUUUGUCAAGAGACGGGAGCCAACCUGUUUGACCUCAGUGCUGCAAACCUGGCUGGAAAAUACCCCGGGAAGGACGGCCUGAAGAUGCUCAUGCACCUUGUCUUUAAGGUUGGUCGUGCUCUGCAACCCUCAGUGAUAUACAUCAGUGACUGUGAGAGGAUGUGCAAGAAGAAAGUCCCCAAGUCAGACCCAACUGACCCGAAGCGUCUAAAGAAGGAGCUACCGAAGGCCCUGAAGACCAUUAAGUCCGAGGACCGUCUGCUUCUGGUGGGCACGUCAAGAUGUCCGUUUGAUGCGGAGAUGAAACCCCUGAUGAGCUGCUACAACCGGAUCAUCCUCAUCCCCCGACCAGACUACACAUCCAGACACUUGCUUUGGCGUCGCCUCAUCACCAAGUAUAACGGUGUUCUGACCAGCCACCUGGACGUCAGCUCGCUGUCCAAAGUGACGGACGGCUACACUCCCGGACACAUGGUGACCGCUGUCCAGCAGGUGCUCACUGACCGCCGUAUCCAGCAGCUGUCCAAGAAGCACCUGCAGGCCGUGGAGUUCGUGGCACCGCUGGCCAGGAUUGACCCAGUCUUCGCAGAGGAGGAAGACUCCUUUAAGGCCUGGUAUGCCAAAACCCCGAUGGGCAAGAAGCGAGCCAAGCUUGCUGAAAGUAACGAGGAGGAAGGGAAAGGGGACGGUAAGGGUGACAAAGGCAAGAAGGGGAAGAAAGGCAAGAAGGGGAAAGGCAAGAAGGGAGGAAAGAAGGGGAAAAAGAAGAAGAAAAAGAAGAAAUAAAUGGGGAAAAUGAUGCCAGCCGAAAUUUCUAGAUAUUCGGCCUGGAGUUGUAGGGUAUGGUUUCAUCCACGAUUUGAAGUUUACAGGAUUUUGAAAUACACAAAACAAGUAUUAUCGUUGAGUGUGGAAUAACAUCGGGCAUAUAUUUGUAUGUGUCUAUAGAGUGUACAUAGAAGACUCUGAUCACUGCUAAUUAAAGAUCCGAAUAGACAGCAACGUUUACGUACCGUUAUGAUUGACAAUUUUCUUCAUAUUUUGGUUCUGGAGUAUUUUUAGUUUGAAUAAAAUGGGUGUGACAGUAGACCGAACAACUGGGUACCCGUCCUCGCCGUGAAUACGUUCGCUCCGUUACAAAAUAGCGACCUCAGAGCAACGGGUGACGUCAGUCUGUCAUAGCAUGGAACCACUGCCGUUGUGCUGAGAUCGCUUUGUUGGCGAUCUCCAAGCAGUGUCACGAUAAACAAGGCUUUUUGUGGAAAAAUAAGGUUUAUCUGAAUAUCACCCAGAUUAGCAUCAGUUGAAAAUCAUCUUUUAUUUAUACGAAUUGUAAUGGAUUAUAUGUUUCCAUAGUAACCAGUUCCGAACUUAGCAAAGGUUCUAUUGUAUCUGUGAUGUCACAACUUGCCAAGUUGCCUUCAGUUUCAUAAACAAACAUAUAAUUU
This is a messenger RNA of Haliotis rufescens (red abalone), 3339 nucleotides long. Its product is annotated as dynein regulatory complex protein 11-like. Lineage: Eukaryota; Metazoa; Mollusca; Gastropoda; Lepetellida; Haliotidae. The record is from RefSeq and is a predicted model, not a curated record. The transcript is spliced from 18 exons. The coding region runs from base 134 to 2677 and encodes 847 amino acids. Gene Ontology annotation, molecular function: ATP binding; protein binding; ATP hydrolysis activity.